GGAAACAGCAGAAGUUCUCGAAUGAGGGGUGGGUUUGGAUGUUUGACAGUUGUGUGUGGUGCAUCGUGAUACUGUGAAGCGUUGCGAGUAAUGUGAUGAUUGUGUGUUUUGUGUCGUAAAAUUAACAUUUUGUUUGCUUUUUGUAUAUAACGUGAAGAUGUUGUCACCGGAAGAGGGAACAAUAAAUCCAGGUCCUUUUUCUUCGGCCUCAGACACAAGUGUGCCAGUUAUAGUGCAAAGAGAGGACGCCCCGUUGAUAAGCAGGAGGAAAUUUUUCUGGAAAUGGCCAAGCGCAGCAAAUCCGUUCUCCAAGAACAGCAAUAACAAUAAUAAUAACAACAACAAUGGCAGAACUUUAGGAACCUUUGCAGGAGUCUUCAGUCCUGUGGCUUUGUCUAUGUUCAGUGCACUGCUCUUUCUUCGAGUGGGUUUCAUUGUUGGAAAUGCUGGCUUGAUAGAGACAAUAUUACAGUUUGUCAUAGCGUAUGGAAUACUGCUAUUUACAGUUGCAUCAGUGUGUGCUGUGUCAACAAAUGGGGCUGUUGAAGGAGGUGGAGCGUAUUUUAUGAUCAGCAGGACGCUGGGACCAGAAUUUGGAGGUGCUAUUGGCACUCUAAUGUUCUUUGCAAACAUUGUUAGCAGUGCCCUUUACAUUACUGGUUGUGCGGAGGGAUUGGUUGAAAUAUUCGGUCCUUCAGGAUAUCUGGUGCAUGAUGUGCUUCCAGAUGGUCGCUGGUGGAGGUUUUUGUACUGCUCUGGUCUUAAUGUCCUCAACUUGCUGGUGUGCUUGGUUGGAGCAAGCAUGUUUGCAAAGACAAGUGUCCUAGUGUUUGGCAUUGUUUGCAUUUGCCUGAUUUCAGUGAUUGUCAGCUUCCUGUCUGUUGGACCUAUGCAGAUUCCAUUUCCUGAGGCCAAUCAUCUUUUCAAGAAUGCAUCAGAACGAAUUGGAAUGUACACAGGCUUGUCAGCAAGUGUCCUCCAUGAAAACGUGUUUGAAAAUUAUGGUAAAGAUUAUACAAGAGAAGGGGAAAUAGUGACCUUUGCAUCAUUGUUUGGUGUGCUUUUCAGUGGUGUAACUGGAAUAAUGGCAGGAGCAAAUAUGUCAGGGGAGUUGAAAAACCCAGCUCGUAACAUUCCUCAAGGAACCUUGUCUGCUGUUGGUUUUACUUUUAUAUGCUAUAUUGUGGUUUCAUUACUCACAGCUGCUACCUGCAGUGGAAAAUUAUUGCAAAAUAAUUAUUUAUUCAUGAUGCCAAUAAAUUGGUGGCCACCAUUUGUUGCCAUUGGUAUCAUAACAGCUACAUUUUCUGCAAGCUUAAGCAACCUUAUUGGAACAAGUAGAGUGUUGGAGGCAUUGGCAAAGGACAAUGUCUUUGGUCGUCUGCUCUAUUUCAUAGUUCGAGGUUCUUGGAAUGGAAAUCCUGUUGUUGCUGUGCUGAUGUCAUGGUUCUUAGUUCAAUUAGUGUUGUUAAUUGGCUCACUCAACACAAUUGCACAGAUUAAUUCCGUCCUGUUUCUUCUUUCAUACUGUGCAACAAAUCUGGCUUGUCUUGGUUUAGAACUUGCUGCAGCACCAAACUUCAGACCUUCCUUCAAGUACUUCACAUGGCAUACUGCUAUGUUUGGUCUAAUUGGAACUAUGGUUAUGAUGUUCGUGAUAGAUACUAUUUAUGCAUCAUGCAGCAUUAUCUUGUGUUUGCUGCUAGUUACAGCACUACAUUUGUUUUCCCCAUCUCGUGGUUCUAGAUGGGGAUCUAUAACACAAGCUCUUAUAUUCCAUCAGGUGCGCAAAUAUUUGUUGUUGCUGGAUUCGAGAAAGGACCAUGUAAAAUUCUGGCGACCACAGAUGUUACUUUUAGUAAGUAAUCCAAGAACAUCUUGUCCAUUGAUUCACUUUGUGAAUGAUUUGAAGAAAAGUGGCCUGUAUGUUUUGGGCCAUGUUAAAAUUGGAGAUUUCCGUGACCAUGAUCGUGAUGUCACUGCUUAUGAAUACACACAUUGGCUGGAAUUAGUUGACCAUUUGAAGGUGAAAGCAUUUGUUGAGCUUACAGUUGCUAAGACUGUCAGAGAAGGCAUGCAUCAUAUGAUCCGAAUGUCGGGAUUGGGAGCAAUGAAGCCCAAUACAAUUGUCUUGGGGUUUUAUGAUGACUCAACACCCAAGGACUUCUUAGAGAGUUCUGAUUCAGGCUACCAUACUACCACAUUCAGUGGUAUAUUGGCGUGUGAUGGAAUUCCUCUUUUUAAACUACGCAGAGAUUCUGAAGAGAAGCAUAUAAAUAAAACUGAGUUUGUGGGAAUGAUGGUAGAUGUUUUGAAGAUGAAAAAAAACCUUUGUGUAUGUCGCCAUUUCCAAACACUUGAUAAAGUUCGUGUUGCCAAGUCAUCUGCAAUAAAAUAUAUAGAUGUUUGGCCAAUCAAUUUCUUUAACCCAAAUGAUUUGGAUCACUUUGAUACUACGAGCUUAUUCAUGAUGCAGUUAGCCUGCAUAAUAAAUAUGGUUCCUGGCUGGAAAAAACUUCACCUCAGAGUUUUUCUUUGUGAAACUGGCGAUCAGCAACUAGCAAAUUUAUCUUCAUCUCUUGACUCUGCAGAUACAUCGGCAACUCCACUUAAGGGUGAACAGCGUUUGCGUGAAUUGUUGCAGAUGCUCCGUAUUGCUGCCACAAUACAUUUGAUACCAUCUUACUCAGAAUUGUAUGUUACGUGGAGAAGCACAUCUGGCAGUGGAUAUCAAUCAGCAUCAGAAAGCAGUGCCACUGAGUAUAAUUCUCAUAGAGCAAAUCUGCUAUAUUUGCAAAGUGUUAAUCAGAUCAUAAACCAGAAUUCAUCAGAGACAGCAGCAACAUUUAUCUACCUUCCACCUCCUCCAUCUUCAGUAACAGUUGAAGAAAGUGAAGUAUAUCCAAAAUAUUUAGAACUGUUGACAACAUUGACUGAAAACCUUCCACCAACAGUAUUGGUGCAUGGGGUGCAUGCUGUCACAUCAACUGCCUUCUGAAAACUUUCUAUAAGAAGAAAAAAAUGUGAUAUCAUGUGUAUUUGUUUUAAUUUAUGAUCAUUAUAUUUAAUCAGAACCAGCUAAUAUAUUUUGGAUAAUGCAAUGUACAGAAAACACAUAUUUAUACCUGUGUGGAUAACCACAAAAACGAUUUUAUCUAGAUUAUACAAACACAAUUGUUUUGGUUGAAUUUUAUAAGAUAUUAGCUACUGCAAAAUACUGACACCUACUCAUAUGCAAUGAUCAACACUGGAAAAAAAAAUUUGCAUGAACCAUGUGAAAAAUAUGCUAAUGUGGGUGAAAGAGCAGAGACUCAAAAACAAGGUAGAAAUCUAAGUAAUUUUAUCCUGUUAAAGAAAGCACACAAAGAUGUAUAUGGUAGUCAAUUGUUGUUAAAUAAAUGGUAGUAAUGUGGUCAUGCUUCAUACCACUGUAGAAUGUGAAAGGCUAAUUAUUUGAAGAUGGAUGUAUGGCUGAAAAGUGGUUUACACUUAAUUAUUUUGUUUUCCCAUAAAAUCUCCUCUUCAGCUGCUCUGUGGCAACUUUUUUGACCCUCAGUGUCAGAACACUCUGCUAUAUUAACAGUUUACUUUAUUAUCAAUUUUGAGAAAUUUAUAAGUAAUAUUUUUCUGUGGCUUGUGCUUGAGUGUCUGUGGAAUGUGCUGUUUGUUGUAGUUUCCUCCAGUUAUAAAGUAAUUCCAAAUUUCUAAACACUGAGCAUUGAGCAUAUUAAAAUAUUUGUGUGUGCUGCUUAUCAUUAGUCAACUUAGAGACAGUUAUGCUGAAUGAGGGAACAUAAAUAUUGUAAGAAGCAUUUUGUGAAUCGAGAGAAGCUGAAAAUGGUGCUAAAACUUAAGCUUACAGUGGAUUUCCAGUGAUGUUUUAGCAGAACUCAAGCUCUACUGUCAGUUGGUUCCUUUGAUCAGAAGGCUAGUUGAGUAAAGUAAUAUUCUUUGGAAGAAAAAUGCUAAAGGUGUUGUUUUAUAUUGCAGGUCUUUAGGGAUGUAGGCCUAUAGUUGUAUCAGUUCUGUUGACUGGGAUAGUAACAACAAUAUUUAUCAUGUGGAAUACCCAGAAGAGAAUAUAAAUUUGAAAUAUGAUCUGUAUAAGGCCAGCUUAAUGGCUAAGUGUACUGGAGAUCCAUUGGUAUAGAAGAGAAUUCAUGGUUAUAUAAAAAAAAAAGCAAUUUUCGUACUUGACGUGCCCUGUGCUUGUGCCAAGAUGCUUGAUGAAGUUUUGUAAUCAGUAUUAUCUGGCUUACUUCAGUCAUAUAGGCGAUGCAUUAUAAUCAUCGUUGUUGAGGCAGUUUUUGUAAUUGUAGCAGCUUAUAAAUUUAGAAGCAUUGUAGCUCUACCAAUACUCCUUUGCUAACAUGCAGAAUUCUGCAUCCUUGUAAUUAGCUGGAACCUGUGUUGGGAACUUCAGCAAUGUCGUGCAGCAAUGCCUAUCAUUACAGUUGUGACUUUUUCCACCAUAAUAUUUUAUAUGCAGUCAAAAUACUAUUAAUUUUUUUAUCUAGUCUCAGUGGUGGUAAUUUUUAAAAUUCCAUGACAAGACACAACUCACAUAUACUUAAUGACCAGAUUUAAUGAUACUUGAAUGUUGGUGUUCACAGAAUAUUUUAAUGCUUUCUUUCCAAACUUAAAAGAAAAACUCUUCUUAGGCAUUAAGUCUGUUUUUAUGCUGGCUGUCCACAUUGAUUAAAAGUAAUAUUUGUUUAUUCCAGUUCAAAUGACUAUAGUGUUACUGCCACAUAAAAACAAUAAGAAAAGUUUUUGGCUUGUACAUGUGACUUCUAUAUCAGUUGAUCAAGUCAUUAGCAUUGUUCUAAAUUCAGUCUUAACUGUUAACUUUUGGUUGAUAGUGGAAACCAUAAUAUUCGUUGCCUUCCAUUCAUUUUCUGGCUCUUCUUAUUGACUGUUUUGUAAAUUAAGAAAAUACUUUCUUUCUCAAUUUGUACUUUUGUGUAUGUAUCAGAUCCAGGCCCAUCCAGGAUCACAGUGCCUUUCCUUGUAGGUUUAAUGUGAGAAAAAGGUCCAGUGCACACUGAAUGUUGGAAUAUUGCUAAUAAAGCCUUGAGAGGUCAUGUUUUCAGUGUUGCCAUUUGUAGAAUAAACAUGACAUCAUUAAUCAUCUAUAUCAUUGCUGAUUAUUGCUAAUAUGACGUGGGUGUCCCAAAAGUAAGUGUAAAUAAACUUUUGAGAGGCUUAUGAUUAAAAAAAAAAAAAAAAAAAAAAGAGAAUGUGUC
Molecule: messenger RNA, 5246 nt
Organism: Schistocerca americana (American grasshopper)
Lineage: Eukaryota; Metazoa; Arthropoda; Insecta; Orthoptera; Acrididae
Product: solute carrier family 12 member 9
Exons: 15
Coding region: 158-2998 (946 amino acids)
Biological process (GO): potassium ion import across plasma membrane; chloride transmembrane transport; potassium ion homeostasis
Cellular component (GO): membrane
Molecular function (GO): potassium:chloride symporter activity
Source: RefSeq, a predicted model, not a curated record